Messenger RNA from Leptopilina boulardi, 2477 nucleotides. RefSeq names its product protein limb expression 1 homolog (gene lft). The transcript has 4 exons. The record is from RefSeq and is a predicted model, not a curated record. NCBI's taxonomy places the organism in Eukaryota, Metazoa, Arthropoda, Insecta, Hymenoptera, Figitidae. Gene Ontology annotation, cellular component: cytoplasm. Bases 297 to 1202 code for a protein of 301 amino acids. Gene Ontology annotation, biological process: autophagosome maturation.
CCUGGAAUGAUCCAUCAAGGGGCCAUUAAAUGCAUUAUAUAUGAUUAUAAUAUAUUUUAUCCUGCUGCGCUCGGUGCGCCGAUCGGAUAAUAAUCAACGCGAAUUCCUGGCUAAUUGCAAAUAGUCGGAUUUAUUUUUUUCCCCCAAUUGCUCAGUGUUUAAAAACUCAAAGUCAAAUUGUGUUGUUCGCCUCUUUAAAGAUUUGUAAAUCGAUAACCACUUGUUGAACAUACCUGCGUUCCAGGAAGCAUCCUCAUUUUCAAUAGUGUCAAUGAUUGGAUGUUGGUGAAGUGGUGAUGCAGGGCACGAUGCCAGUGAAAACAAAGUCUCGUGUACCGGAAACAAUGGGUGUUGCAGAUGGACUUGUGGAUGCUAGAGCAAAACAGGUGUUACGAGAAGCAGUAGACGCAGUUGUCAACAGUUUCGCUAAACACACACAGGGCUAUGGAAGAGUUAAUGUAGUAGAAGCUCUUCAGGAAUUUUGGCAAAUGAAACAAAGUAGAGGAACAGAAUUACGAAAUGGUGCACUUGUGAUUUAUGAAUCUGUACCAGGAGCAAGUCCACCUUAUGUGUGUUAUGUAACACUUCCUGGUGGAUCGUGUUUUGGUAGCUUUCAAAAUUGUCCCACAAAAGCGGAAGCACGUCGAUCAGCGGCAAAAAUUGCAUUAAUGAAUUCGGUAUUUAAUGAACAUCCAUCGCGAAAAAUAACUGAUGAUUUCAUUGAAAAAGCAGUAGCUGAAGCAAGAGCAAGUUUUGCUAAACCUUCAGCUGCAAAUGGAAUCAGUAAUAAAAUUCAGAAUAAGAGUGACGAGAAAGAAGAUCCAAAUACUGGAAUUGGUGCUUUUCGUUUUAUGCUCGAGUGUAAUCGUGGACGAACAAUGCUUGAAUUUCAAGAAUUAAUGACUGUAUUUCAAUUGCUUCAUUGGAAUGGCUCAUUGAAAGCAAUGCGAGAAAGACAAUGCAGCCGACAGGAAGUUGUUGCACAUUACAGUCAUAGGGCACUCGACGAUGAUAUGAGAAGUCAAAUGGCACUUGAUUGGGUUGCAAGGGAACACGAAAGUGGAGGUGGUGUUGUUGCAAUGGAAUUAUCACUUGCUGAACGUGAACUCGAGACAGCACGAUUAGCAGGACGUGAACUUCGAUUUCCAAAGGAAAAAAAGGAUAUAUUAAUGCUUGCCCACGCUCAGGUUUGCCCUCAAUAAUUUGCGAAAUUCAAAAAAAAAAAAAAAAUUCUAAAUUAAAAACAGAAAAUUUAAUAUUUUUUAAAGAGAAACAAUUGACUGGACCAUAUUUUUUGUUCCAUUUCUCGAAUUAGUAAUUUAUAAUUACAAUUUUAGAAUCAAUUUAACAGAAAAAAAUUAUAUUUAUAAAAAUUCUUUAUCAAUUUAGAUUCAAUCAAUUUUUUUUAAAAUAGAUCUCCAACAAAUUUAGAAAUCAAAUUGCUCAGGCAUUAUUAUAUUACGAGUGUUUACUUUCUCUCUUUCUAUCAAAAAUCAAUUGAAAAAUUAAUAUGUAUAUAUAUAAUACGUGCAGGGCGCAUAAAUCUCAUAUCAUUUGUUCGUAAGUUAUAUAAUUGGCUUUCGUUUUAUAGAUUUGUAUGAAAUUGUUUUCUACGUUAAUAGUUUUUAAGGAGAAUAAUGCAUCUCAUUAGGUGAAAAUUAUAAAAAUUCGUAUAAUCAUAAAUACGAAUUUGGAAUAUUAUUUGGAAAAAAAACUAAUAUAUAAGCGAAAUUUUAUUUUGUAUGAUGAUACAAUUUUUUUUUUUUUUCGCGAGCUAAGUCUGAUUUUUGGGUUUUUUUUAAAGUCUACGCUAUAGUAGAUGUAUGCUACAGUUGUGACUAUUGUCAUAUGUUGUGAUACAUGAUUAGCAUUUAUUUGAUUAUAUACGGUCAUUAUUUCGCUAAUUUUAAAUUAUAAGAUGACACGUGUCUUCCUAAGCACCGUUUUGGUGAAAUUUUUUUUUUUUUUUUUUAUAUAUAUUUUACAAGAUUAUCACUAAAGCAUUAAAGUGCUUUUUUCUAUUAUUUAAGUGUUAAAUUAAUAAAUAAUCAAAAUUUUUUAGACUGAAAUAUUUUUUUUUAUCUAGGAAAUGAAAAUAACUUUUCAGCUUAUCUGAAGAUAAAAUUUCUUUAGAACUGAAAAAUUUUUUUAUGGAAAAAAUAUGUUAGUCCCUAAAUAAUGAUUUUGAUAUUGAAUUGAAGGGACUCUAAUGAUUGAAGUACUUAAUACAGAAAUAAUUAUUAUAGAUGAAGUAUACGCAAAUUUUUUUUGUUUUUCAAUGUUUUACUCUAUAUUUUAUUUUAUUUUUUUGCUAGAAAUGUGAAUUCCAGCGAUAUUAUAGUUUAGUGAAUUUGCUUGCAUGAUCAAAACUCGAUGAGAGAUGAGAUAUUUAGCUUGACUGCGAUUUUAAUAGUAUUCAUUUUAUAUAACGAUGUUUAUUUUCAAUAUUAUUAAUAAAAAAAAAAAAAUUUACAAUA